AUGGCAGACCAGGGCACUACGUUGUUUUUCGUGCUUGUGAUCACCGGUUACAUUGCUUUGAAAUGGUUUAUGAGCAACAACGAGCAGCACCCUUCGGUGCAGGCCAAUGGCGCCAGCAGCGCCAGCAGCACCAAUGGGGCCAGUAAUGGCUCAUCAGGUAACGGUUCCAGUGGGAGAAGGACCCCCAGGCCCAGACGGAUCCGUCGUCCUGUGAACCAGGACAUGAUCGAGGUUGUGCAGUCGUUGGCACCACAUUUGCAUCCAGAACAGAUCAGAUACGACUUGGAACAGACCGGGUCGGUCGAGGCGACCGUGGAGAGGUUCCUUUCCGGGAGAGAGAUGCCGUUCCCGCCAGAUUACCAGGGGGAAGCAUCCACCACCAACGGUACCACAUCAUCGUCCACAGAUCCACGGAAAAGAUCUAACAUCAAGCCGGACAACCUCUUGCAGAAGUACGACGUGGACCCCGAGGAGGACAUGUCUGGCGUGGAUGCUAGCGAUCUGUCGAUCAACGAGAGGAAGCGUCUGAUGGUGUGGAAGGCGCGGAAGAACAUGGAGAAGGAAGUGAAGAAGAGCGAGUACUUGCAGAAGUUGUUGGGGGCCUAG
Messenger RNA from Kluyveromyces marxianus DMKU3-1042, 606 nucleotides. It is a transcript of the gene CUE1, whose product is annotated as coupling of ubiquitin conjugation to ER degradation protein 1. The record is from RefSeq and is a predicted model, not a curated record. The coding region runs from base 1 to 606 and encodes 201 amino acids. Gene Ontology annotation, molecular function: ubiquitin binding. The transcript has a single exon. NCBI's taxonomy places the organism in Eukaryota, Fungi, Ascomycota, Saccharomycetes, Saccharomycetales, Saccharomycetaceae.